Messenger RNA from Calliphora vicina (urban bluebottle blowfly), 2388 nucleotides. It is a transcript of the gene crn, whose product is annotated as pre-mRNA splicing factor crn. Gene Ontology annotation, molecular function: protein binding. Lineage: Eukaryota; Metazoa; Arthropoda; Insecta; Diptera; Calliphoridae. Gene Ontology annotation, biological process: spliceosomal complex assembly; mRNA splicing, via spliceosome. The transcript is spliced from 3 exons. Gene Ontology annotation, cellular component: Prp19 complex; post-mRNA release spliceosomal complex; precatalytic spliceosome. The coding region runs from base 103 to 2316 and encodes 737 amino acids. The record is from RefSeq and is a predicted model, not a curated record.
AACGUUUACCAGCAAUUUUGAGAAAUUCUGUGAAAAAUUAAGAAUUUUAUUAAUUAAAAAACUAAUUUUCGAAACAAAAAGCUAGUUUUUGCAUUUACCAAUAUGGAACGUCCACAAAAAAUGCCGAAAGUGGCCAAGGUCAAAAACAAAGCUCCCGCAGAAGUACAAAUUACCGCAGAACAACUGUUGCGUGAAGCUAAAGAACGUGAUUUGGAAAUUCUGCCACCACCACCCAAACAAAAAAUCUCCGAUCCAGCCGAAUUAGCCGAUUAUCAGCAACGCAAACGAAAAGUAUUUGAAGACAAUUUGCGUAAAAAUCGCAUGGUAGUCAGUCAUUGGAUCAAGUAUGCUCAAUGGGAAGAAUCGCAAAAAGAAAUUCAACGUGCUCGUUCUAUUUGGGAACGCGCUUUGGACAAUGACCAUCGUAAUGUUACUAUGUGGCUGAAAUAUGCCGAAAUGGAAAUGAAAAACAAACAGGUCAAUCAUGCUCGUAAUCUUUGGGAUAGAGCCGUCACCAUUAUGCCCCGUGUUAACCAAUUCUGGUACAAGUAUACUUACAUGGAAGAAAUGUUGGAAAAUGUGGCUGGAGCCAGACAGGUCUUCGAAAGAUGGAUGGAGUGGCAACCAGAAGAACAAGCCUGGCAAACGUAUGUUAAUUUUGAACUACGUUACAAGGAAAUUGAUCGUGCUCGCGCUAUAUAUGAACGUUUUGUGUAUGUGCAUCCUGAUAUCAAGAACUGGAUAAAAUUUGCCCGCUUUGAAGAGUCCCAUGGUUUUAUACAUGGUUCGCGAAGAGUAUUUGAAAGAGCUGUUGAAUUCUUUGGCGAUGAUUAUAUAGAUGAACGAUUGUUUAUAGCAUUUGCACGUUUUGAAGAAGGACAAAAGGAACACGACCGUGCUAGAGUUAUAUAUAAGUAUGCCUUAGAUCAUCUGCCCAAGGAUCGUACACAAGAAUUGUACAAAGCCUAUACAAUACACGAGAAGAAAUAUGGAGAUCGUGAGGGCAUCGAAGAUGUAAUUGUGUCGAAAAGAAAGUUCCAGUACGAACAAGAAGUGGCCAAUAAUCCGCAAAAUUAUGAUGCCUGGUUCGAUUAUUUAAGAUUAAUAGAGGGUGAAGGUGAUGCAGACCUCAUACGUGAAACUUAUGAACGUGCCAUUUCAAAUGUACCACCUGCUAAUGAGAAAAACUACUGGCGCCGCUAUAUUUAUCUAUGGAUUAACUAUGCCCUCUAUGAAGAACUCGAAACUGAAGAUAUAGAUCGUACACGUCAGAUAUACAAGACCUGCCUGGAAUUAAUACCACAUAAAAAGUUUACAUUUAGUAAAAUAUGGCUUAUGUAUGCUCAGUUCGAAAUAAGAUGUAAAGAUUUACCAAAGGCACGCAAAACUUUGGGAAUGGCCAUUGGUAUGUCCCCCAGAGAUAAACUAUUCAGAGGUUACAUAGAAUUAGAAAUACAGUUGCGUGAAUUUGAUCGUUGUCGUUUGCUGUAUGAGAAAUUCUUGGAAUUUGGUCCAGAAAACUGCGUGACCUGGAUGAAAUUUGCUGAACUCGAAAAUCUGCUGGGUGACACAGAACGUGCUAGAGCUAUUUACGAACUAGCAGUACAACAACCGCGUCUGGAUAUGCCCGAAUUGCUGUGGAAGGCUUAUAUAGAUUUUGAAGUAGCACAGGGAGAAUCCGAGUUGGCUCGUCAGCUCUAUGAGAGACUAUUGGAAAGAACACAACAUGUUAAGGUUUGGAUGUCUUAUGCUAAAUUUGAAUUAACUUCGCAAUUAGGUGAAGAAGAUGCCGACAUGAAUCUACGUUUGGCUCGUAGAGUUUACGAAAGAGCCAAUGAUACUUUACGUCAGUUGGGUGAUAAAGAAUCCAGAGUUUUACUUUUGGAAGCCUGGCGUGACUUUGAACGUGAAUCUGGGGACCAGGACAGUUUGGAAAAAGUUAUGGAAAAAAUGCCAAGACGUGUCAAAAAGAGACAAAAGAUCGUUUCAGAGUCGGGAGUGGAAGAAGGUUGGGAAGAAGUAUUCGACUAUAUAUUCCCCGAGGAUGAAAUGGCUAGACCUAAUCUUAAACUUUUGGCCGCUGCUAAAAUGUGGAAAAAACUUAAAGAAACCGGUGGCGGCUCUACUGAUGGUCAAACAAGUGAAAGUGGUGCUAAAAACUCCAAAUCUGGUUAUGAAGAUGAGGCCAAAGAACCAGAAAAUGAUGAUAAUAGUAGUAAAUCGACUAAAACUGUGGAAGAACAAGAUGAUAACGCAAAUAACUCUCCUAAGCAAAAUAGUGAGGAAAAAAACGAUAAUUCCCCUAAUGCUGGCUAAUUGGCAGAAGAUGGUUUUUUUGUUUAGUUUUAAGUAAGGUAAAUAAUAAAAUUUAUAGUUUUAUUAACUUUA